Messenger RNA from Aureobasidium uvarum, 2302 nucleotides. The record is from the annotation of a GenBank genome assembly. NCBI's taxonomy places the organism in Eukaryota, Fungi, Ascomycota, Dothideomycetes, Dothideales, Saccotheciaceae.
GAUGGAUCCGCCUCCAGCAAAAAAAGCUCGCCUUACGACGGCAUGUAAUGAAUGUCGACGGCGGAAGGUCAAAUGCGACGCCAACUAUCCGAAAUGUUCAAACUGCUGCACUAGGAACUCCGAAUGCUUCACCAGUGACCCCAAAAGACCAGAUGUCCCAGUCAUCCGCGAGUGGGUCGAAGUCCCAGAGAAACCGACUGCUCAAGGUCAGCCCUUACUCGCAGCGCAAAGUCACCUUACGACAAUACCUUCGGAACCGGAUGGAUCUAGACGCGAUAUUCUUGGACCGAACCACCUUCAAUCCAACAUUACGCAACAUCAUGUAACUUCUCCUCCAACACAUAACAAUCACACGCCAACCGUCAAUGGCAAUUUAGGAACCCCUGUCCUUACAGAGACGACGGAUGUCUCGCCAGUUCAACAGCCACAUGACAUGACUUUCAAUCUCGACUUUGUGAACAACAGGUUCAAGAUGCUAGGCGCCAGUAGCGGUCAAUGCUUGACCAAAUCACUGGAUGUCUACCUCAAGUCCUACAACGUAGAACCAGUUUCUGCCUUGUUUCGGCACGGCAUGCAGCACGCCGAGGAGAUGGAUCUGCCUCUAUCACUCGACUUGAUACCGUUCCCGGACUACAGCACAAGACAGACCUUCAUGGAUGCCUACUUUACUCGUAUACAUGUAUACUAUCCCGUCACCGAUAUUGAUGAGACCAAAGCCAUGGUCCAUCGGAUAGCGCCACUGCCAGAUCUCAAGUCUGUGUCGUACACCAAGGUUCCAUUCCUCGCGAUAGCUUAUCUUCUGAUGAGUAUAGGCGCGGAUGAGGUGAAUGGUGGUCCAUCAGAACUUGGCACGAGAUAUCUGAAGGUUGGCGCGAUACUCGCUGGUCAUGCCGUCAACUAUCCCUACUUGACCACAGUACAAUCUCUUCUCCUCCUUGCUAUAUGUUACCGAGGCCGCAACAAAGAUGGUCUAGGCUGGGCAGCUACUGGAUCAGCGAUCAGGAUUGCGCAAUCUAUGGGAUUGCACCGACACUCUGCUGUGAGACCGUCAGAUCAGCAUGGCAUCCAACGACGAGACCAACAGCUCUUUCAUGCUCGCAUUUGGGCAAUUUGUUGCUGCUUGGAAAAGACAGCCCAACUCGAAUGUGGAAGACCAUCUGCCAUCAGCGUGGUCAACACGGACCAAAUGAUGUUGGAAGAACAAAAAGCCCCGGGGCACGACUAUCUAGCGUUCAACAUGGCUCUCGCAGAAGUGCAGCAUGAUAUAUCCAGACAUCUGUAUGAACAUCAGCCUGGUGAAAGAACGGCAAAACAAAUCUUGCUGGACACUGCUCGCCUGGACAAGAAACUUCUACUCUGGCCCAAUCUAGUGCCUGCCGAACUCCGCCCGGGUAACGAUAUCCUUUGCGGAGAUAAUCAAUACCAUCUUGCUGCAAUCAUGUCUUUCCAAUAUCACCAAGCUGUCAUUGCUGUACACCGAGCUGCGUUGAUUCAGCCCUUGGCAGCUCUACAGCGCGAGAUCGACAAGGUCCUGCCCGAUAAUGACGCUCGAUACAGACUCAAGGGUGGCGAAGCAAUUUGUGUCAGCAGCGCCAGAGCAGUUGCCAGGAUCACAAUCGAGCUGCUGGAAAGGAAGAUUGACUCGCGCCUCUUAAGUGCUGGGCCUGCUUUGUUGGCAUGUGUAGUGCUUGCUACAUAUAUCGUCAAGAAUCCAGGAGGCAGAAUGCAGCUUUCAGAUAUAGAGCUACUCAAAGCGGUCGCUGAAUGGACGUCUGGUCAAUUCCGAAAGACUGGCAUGGACGAAGAUUUUUCCAAUAUGUCUGUCACGGUGGAAGUCAGCACAAACCANNAAUGGACAUCGCACAAUCAUCAAGCAAACGACUUCCGCAGUAAUUUGGGAAACUCAAGCAGCACAACAAGUCUUAGCAACCACACCAACAAUACCAAUCAAGUCAACAACAACAACAACAAAAACAAUGACAAUAUGAUACAACCCUCACCGAUCAACUACCACACAUCGAGCAGCAGCGGACAAAGCCNAUCAAGCAGGUGUAUCAGGAACUCCUCGCCCGCAUCCAAUAUACUGAACCGCGAACAUUCUACAAUGCAGAUCGCCAACGUUCUGCUUGAUAAUGCAAGUCAUACCACUGCAAUAGGCAGUAUUGACGACAUUCCCGAUAUCAGUGCUUUGCCGUUUGAGGGCUACAAUCUCGAAGAAUUGUGGGACUGGAUGGAUUCAGGCGGUGAUGUUGGAGGAUUUGAGAACAUCGACUGGACCAACGGCACUGGAUUUGAAGAUCAU